UUUUUUCUCUAACAGGCAGACAGGCACACUAACAACAAAAGCAAAACAAACUUAACGCCAAAAUUCAAAACUGCAGUCAAGCUGCUUUUUUUAAAUCGUGAUGGCAAGCAGAAGUAGGCCUAGGUCCAGCAGCAAAAACAGAAUCUCCUUCCCGAUUUCUGUGAAAAAUGGUCAUGAUGGAGAGUACGUCCCUAAAGUUGAGGGCGUCGUGUCUUUCAACAAAGCGAAGGAAAAUGACGACAACAUUGACAUGACGCUGCGCCUGUUGCUGAAAAACAAAAAGGAACAACGCGGUCACAGCGUCCCUCGGCAAAACCCAGCUGAGAAGAGGAUCGAGAACGACCUUCGCCCUACCAAACUCACCAGUGACAAGAGGCACAGGAAAGAGGAAAAGGUUCAGCGCAGCUCUCGUAGGACUUGGGGUGACAUCUUGAGUGAACCAAUAAGCCAGCCUUCUUCGUACGCCAUGAGAUUAUCCCCGGAGAGGGAUGUACCUGACAAUGAGAAGCAAAAUUUGGAUAGUCACAGACGACGAAAAUACUCUGAAUCCAAUGGAGACAGAUUUUCCGAAGCUGAUAAUGUGCCCUCUCUGAAAGCCCUGAAUCCGGUUAGAACGCUACAAUUCUUGAUUGGAGAACUUCAAAGCAUUGUCAAGCCAAAGGGAGACCGAGAGCAAGCUGUGUUCAAAAUGAUAGAAGAUGUGGUCGACCGUCUUCCUGAAGAAAAGUUAACCCCUGAUGUGGAAAAACGUCUGCCCAAUAAUGAGUCUGACAGGAAAUCUUCCAAAGACCAGAUUAGUAGGACAGCCUACGAAAUCCUGAGGAAGGAGCGGGACAGCCUGCAUAGAAAACUUGAUGAGAAGAGCAAAUCUCAUUUGUCUCUUGAGCGGAAACUUGCAGCAACAGAGGCCAAGGUUGUUCGCCUCAAGGCUGAAAGGGAAGAACUGAAAGAGAACUAUGAAAGCCUCAUUAGCAAGCAAAAAGAUUUGAUCGCUACGCUGCCCACACUCAACAACCAAAACCAUCAUAAAAACAUGGAAAGCCACUUGGAAAGUGAACUGAAUAAGGCACACAUGUACAUCACAGCCUUGGAGAGAGUCAACCGGAAAAUUCAGGAAAAAUACAAGAGCAAGCUAGGGAUCAUUCAAGAUAUUUUGAACAACGGCCUCGACUUCCAAGCCCAAGAAAAUGCCCGCUUGACGGAUGUAAUUGGGAUGUCGCCCCUGGAAGAGGACACCCUGGACAACCCUGACGAUAGUGUGAAAACUUUGAGUGUCAAGUCAGUAGUUUCAAACAAAGAGGUGCGUGCCGAGGUCCUGUCAACGUCAUCAGCAGGGCUAAACGCGCAGAAGUACAUUGAUAAAGUUAUGAUGAACAGUGGGCUGUUGAGACCUGACCAAGAGCAUCUCUUCCAGUCGUUUGUUUCGAUUGCGGAUCAAGAGUAAAUCUUCACCCUCAUAAAUUUAAAAAACUGAACAAAUUUAGAAAUAUGUAAAUACUUUAAGAUUAGAGAUAUUACUGUAAGAAAAUUUUCAAAACUAUUUUUCAGUAAAUUAUUUUCAGAUGAUAUUUAAAAA
Messenger RNA from Cloeon dipterum, 1576 nucleotides. RefSeq lists its product as uncharacterized. The record is from RefSeq and is a predicted model, not a curated record. NCBI's taxonomy places the organism in Eukaryota, Metazoa, Arthropoda, Insecta, Ephemeroptera, Baetidae. The transcript has 5 exons. Bases 101 to 1444 code for a protein of 447 amino acids.